CAGAGAAGUGGCGAGAGAGACAGAUAUAGGCAAACCGAGAGCGAGCGGCGGGUGAGAAAGAGAUCGAUAGAAGGGGAAAGGGUUUUCUCUGUAGAGGAGUUUUGCAGCCAUGGCGUCGUCACUGGUGCAAUCUCUCUUAAAUCCAAGGAAGAAUUGGUUCGCUGCACUACACAUGAAAACGGUUUCUAGUCGUCUUAGGAAAUACGGGCUCCGAUACGACGAUCUGUAUGAUCCGCUGCACGAUCUGGACAUCAAGGAAGCACUGGCACGCCUUCCUCGUGAAGUUGUCGACGCGAGGAACGCCCGCCUCAAGCGCGCCCUUGAUCUCUCCAUGAAACACGAGUACCUUCCUGAAGAUAUGCAGGCAGUUCAGACACCAUUUAGGUACUAUCUUCAAGAUAUGCUGGCUCUUGUAAGGAGAGAGAGAGAAGAACGUGAAGCAUUGGGAGCAUUACCUCUCUAUCAGCGCACCAUCCCUUAAUUGUAUGUGUGUUCCAGCUGUUGAUCAGAAUACCCAAGGCAAUAAGGAUAAUAUUUCUGAUAGAAACUUCAGUGGAGGACUCUGCAAGCUAAGAAAUUUGGAAAUUUGUUCGUCUUAAUUCAUCUCUGAAGAGAACUUAUGGGUUUUUGUUUAAUUCCUUUGGUGUUUGUCAGACGUGGUUUGCUUGUCAUUAUUUACGUAUCUUGAUAGGCUUUCUACUACUAAUAAUGUACAUCAGGCAUUUGUUA
Telopea speciosissima is the source of this 729-nucleotide messenger RNA. Its product is annotated as cytochrome b-c1 complex subunit 7-2, mitochondrial. The coding region runs from base 110 to 481 and encodes 123 amino acids. The transcript has 4 exons. Gene Ontology annotation, biological process: mitochondrial electron transport, ubiquinol to cytochrome c. The record is from RefSeq and is a predicted model, not a curated record. Lineage: Eukaryota; Viridiplantae; Streptophyta; Magnoliopsida; Proteales; Proteaceae.